UCCCUCUGACGCGGGAAGCAUGCGUCGUUUAUGAGCGAACAACCGCUCUCUCUUUCAUUAUUGCAUCUGCUUGCAAGCCAGUGGUAAACCGCUUAAGAUAACCUUAACUGAUCUGUAGGUUAACGCCCGAGCCAUGAAGAGACUGCGAGAAAGUGCUCCAGACGCCCCUGACAGCAGCAAUAAGAAGAAAUGUGCAACAAGAUGGUCGUCCAAGAAGGAACAAAGGAGUGGCGGCGUUGUAACGGUCGAGGCGUCGUCAUCAUCAGCGUCAUCGGCGGCGUUCAAACUCAGUGAUACCACGCCGUCGCCUGCCCCAACGCCUCCGACUCCUGCUCCGCUGCCUCCUCCUCCACCACUCGCGUCCUCAGCAUUUCCUCCUCCAUCACGUAUAAAUGAACCUUCGGAAUUUCUCACAGAGCUGAGGAAAUGCGCUUUCCCAGCGUUGAGAGACAGUGCACUAAUACCCAAGCUUCUUGAUUGUGUGAUGAGGAAGUUUUUGCUUGUGCCAAACAAACUUUCAUGGGGAGAAGAGUGUGAGGCAGUUUUUACACUACUGUAUGUUUGUCUGCACUACCCAACAACAGUUACUCCACAGUUUGCUGAGGAGGUUGCUUCAGAGUUUGUUGGUCGUUGGGUAGCUGACAGUGGAGCUGGGAGUCUCGGAGACAUAGCUGUCCUCAUCGCUGAAAGAAAUAAGUGUAGCAGCUUUGCUCUACUGUUGCUCCUUAUUGGAAAUCAUGUUCCUGAGAAGGUUGAUAAAUUCCAUUUGGAGGCAUGUAUUUCAUGGAGCAAUGGUUGGUCCCCUGAUAGCAGAGCACCUGAUUGGCUGAUUGAUGCACUUGGGCACAAUGAAAAUAUUUACUCACUGAAGAGUAUGCUCUUUACUUCGUACAUGUUGUUGAAGGGCCAACCUUGGACUUUGGAAGUGCGAGACAAUUACACUGGUGUUCUUGUACAGUACCUUGCUGCUUGUAAACUGUAUAGGGAGUCUGACUAUUAUGAAAGUUUAUCGCUGUUGCAUGAAAUUAAUUUGGAAGAAUGCGGAACCUCGCUGCAAGGCUGGGUGUUAUGGUCAACAGGUCUAUGCUUAUUCAAGUUGGGAAAAUCCAGUACUGCACUAGUUAAACUUCAAGAGGCAAUUGAUAAAAGUAAUUCUUCUGUUCCUGCCAUCUUCAAUGUAUCGCAGGUGUUUCGAAAGAUGGGCAUUUCCAGUGCUGAAGUGGAGACGUUGUCACUUUUAGUAGCGAUUGGACAGGAUUGGCAGCCAUAUCAAAGCAUGAAUCUGCAGUCGGCUAUACUUCGUCUACAUAAUCCACCUCCCGAUAAUUUAUUAUCAAUAGCACAUUUUAUACUUGGUGCCAGGUGUUUCUGUUUGAAGAUGUAUGAAGAGUCCUGUAAUAGUAUUGCUGUGCUUUUGCAAAAUUUACAAGAUACACCAGUUGUUCCAACUACUAACCAUCGGACAUUAUUUUGUGUGGAGGAUGACUUACCAGGCCUGCCAGAUUAUGAUAAUAUUGUUGUCCUGCAGUCACUAGCAAGUUUCCAAAGGGGAAAUUAUGAAGUGAUUGUCACAAAUCUUGAUCAAUUAGGCGAAAAUGGUGAAUAUUCCAACUACUAUAGAGAUUCCAGUAAUAUAAAGAUGGCACACAUAUGUGCAGCUACAUUUCGUUUUGUAAAAUCAGAGGCUUUGCUGAAGUUGGGGAAAACUGAGGAAUCUCUUGUGGAAUGUAUUAGGUAUGUAUAUCAGCAAGCUGUUUGUCUUAAAAUGAAAUAA
Molecule: messenger RNA, 1774 nt
Organism: Macrobrachium nipponense
Lineage: Eukaryota; Metazoa; Arthropoda; Malacostraca; Decapoda; Palaemonidae
Exons: 6
Coding region: 134-1774 (546 amino acids)
Biological process (GO): interstrand cross-link repair
Cellular component (GO): Fanconi anaemia nuclear complex
Molecular function (GO): protein binding
Source: RefSeq, a predicted model, not a curated record